AUGACGUCUUUUGGUGUAAACGAAGACGACUCAAUCAACAAAGGUCGUGCACCAUAUGUGUUUAAGGUUAGUGGUCAGAUUUACCAUUGGAUAGGCUCUUUUUAUCCUCAAGACAUUCAUCACCCCCGUUUUCUCCAAUUGUACAUGUGUGAUAUUGAAAAUGAGAUCGCUAAUAUACUUCGUUCUUUUCAUGAUGGGGAAGUACUUUUGUCUGCAGAAGUUGUAGAAUCCUUAAGUCAUAUGUUACGCACACAUAAUGAGUAUGUUCGUACAUUUAAGACUGCGAAAGAAAUAGCUCAGUCAAUGAAUUUAGAUUCAUAUGGUGUACGUUUAUUUAAUGUUGUACCUGACAGAAGAUAUGGGCCACCAGCCCCUGGAACUUUAGGCUGUAUUAUUUGUGGUGAUGAUGUUACUGGCGCUGUCUAUGACAUUGUCGUCUAUUCAAAGUCUGGGUCACCUCGGCGUGUCAGUAAGCUUCAUCCUACUUACAUGCCUUUGCAGUAUCCAUUACUGUUCCCGUAUGGUGAAGAAGGAUGGUCUCCUAGCUUGCAUCUACAUAUUAAGUCUAACAAAAGGUUAACAAAUAAUAUGUAUUACAGUUAUCAAAUUCAUGAUCGACACACGUACUCUCUUAUUUUACGUGCACACCGUCUUUUCCACCAGUAUUUAGUAGAUGCAUAUACUUGCAUUGAACAAUCUAGGCUUGACUUUAUUGAACACCAUCAGCAACAAUUACGAAUAGAGUACAUCAGCGGUGUUUAUGACGCUUUGUCUAGAGGUGAUUCAGACAGUCAGGUCAUUGGAAAGCGUGUAUUUCUACCUGCAACUUUCGUUGGGGGACCUAGGUAUAUGUAUAAACACUAUCAAGACGCUCUUGCUAUAUGCAAGGUUCAUGGUAAGCCACAAUAUUUCAUCACUUUCACUUGCAAUGUUAAAUGGCCUGAGUAUAGAAGAUACAUGGAUGCUAUUGGUCAACGUGAUAUUGAAAACAGACCAGAUAUCAUUGCACGCAUCUUUAAAAUUAAAGUUCAUGCUUUCAUUAACUUCCUUAAAGAGGACAAAACUUUUGGAGAUGUUAGUGCAUAUCUUUACACAAUUGAAUUCCAAAAAAGGGGUUUACCACAUUGCCAUACAUUAUUAUGGGUAAUGUCACCCUAUACAAUUCAAGAAGGUGCAGAUAUUGAUAAAUACAUAACCGUUGAACUUCCUGAUCCCAUACUUGAACCAACACUAUAUAGGACUGUUACUACAUGCAUGCUACAUGGUCCUUGUGGUUCAUUAAAUAUUAGUGCCCCCUGUAUGGUAGAUGAUAGAUGUAAGAAACGAUUUCCAAAACCGUUCAACCCAUUAACAACUUUUGAUGCAAAUGGUUACGUGCAUUAUAAGAGACGUGUUGGAUCUCGAUUUGAUGCUCACAUCAAUGUUGAAUAUUGUGGUUGGAAUAUGAUGAUUAAGUACUUAUUUAAGUACAUAUCAAAGGGGGUUGAUCGCGUUCGUUUCACUCUUCAAACAUCAGAGGCAAAUACUCCUACUACUUCCUCUACCAUACCUGUCGCAGUAAAUGAAAUCAAGUCGUUUCUUGAUGGUCGGUAUAUAUGUCCACACGAAGCAGCAUGGCACAUCCUCAAUUUCCCCAUUCAUGAACGAGAUCCACCUGUACAAGUCUUGGCCGUCCAUUUGGAUGGGAUGCAACCUACUAUUUUCAAAGAAAGCAAUCAAUUAAGCUCCUUAAUUGAUAACCCAGGUUUUGGUGUUACCACUUUAACGGAAUGGUUGCACAAUAAUCAACGUGAUGGUCGAGGAAUUGACUUGACAUACAAUGAUUACCCUUCUAAAUAUAGUUGGGACACCAAAGAUAAGAGAUGGAUUCAUAGGACUAGCACAAAAAAUACCACCAUUGGCAGACUUGCAUAUGUACAUCCAACAGCUGGGGAGUUAUUCUAUCUACGGAUUUUACUAUUCCAUCAAAAAGGAUGUAAAUCAUUCUAUGACAUUAGAACCGUUCGUGAAUACACGUACUCAACUUUUCGUGAUGCGUGUGAAGCAUUAGGGUUAACCGGUGACGAUAAGGAGUGGCUAACAGCAUUUGAAGAAGCAUCGACUUGGGCAACCUCAUCUCAACUUCCUACUCUAUUCUGCAAUCUACUUUUGUAUUGUGAAGUAGGAAACCCUCUUUUGUUAUGGGAAACCGCAAAACCUAAAAUGGGCGAUGACAUUACCCAUACAUUCACUUCCAAUUCUACAGAUCCAAAUGUAGUUCUACAUGUCUUCUUUCCAUUCUCAGAAAUCGUCUUAUUCUUGAAGAGACUAAUUAUGAUACAAAUCUCUUAA
Lactuca sativa (garden lettuce) is the source of this 2331-nucleotide messenger RNA. RefSeq lists its product as uncharacterized. The record is from RefSeq and is a predicted model, not a curated record. NCBI's taxonomy places the organism in Eukaryota, Viridiplantae, Streptophyta, Magnoliopsida, Asterales, Asteraceae.